Molecule: messenger RNA, 2250 nt
Organism: Colletotrichum aenigma
Lineage: Eukaryota; Fungi; Ascomycota; Sordariomycetes; Glomerellales; Glomerellaceae
Gene: MNS1-0
Product: Mannosyl-oligosaccharide 1,2-alpha-mannosidase
Exons: 8
Coding region: 1-2250 (749 amino acids)
Biological process (GO): carbohydrate metabolic process; N-glycan processing
Cellular component (GO): membrane; endoplasmic reticulum
Molecular function (GO): mannosyl-oligosaccharide 1,2-alpha-mannosidase activity; calcium ion binding
Source: RefSeq, a predicted model, not a curated record
AUGUUCGUUGCAAGCUACUUCUCAGAUCAUGCACUUGGGUACUCGCAAUUUUCACCACAUUCUCAAUUCGCUGAUUGGGACGCUCGAAGGGAAGAAGUCAAAGAAGCCUUCGCCAUCAGUUGGGACGCAUACAAGAAGCACGCUUGGGGUAAUGAUGUGUUCCACCCGCUUGCAAAGACAGGCAGGAACAUGUCUCCAUCAGGCCUAGGAUGGAUCAUCGUGGACAGCCUCGACACGAUGAUGCUCAUGAACUUGACGGAGCCUCUUUCUGAUGCACGCAAGUGGCUUCACCGCAGUCUCACCUGGGACCAGGACCAGGAUGUCAACACUUUCGAGACCACUAUCCGCAUGCUGGGUGGUUUACUCUCCACGCAUUACCUUUCGACCCAACUACCCCACGCCGCGUCAAAGAGAGACUCUGUGUACCUUUCCAAGGCAGUCGACUUGGCGGGCCGGCUGCUUUUUGCUUUCGACAGCAACUCAGGCAUCCCUUAUGCCAGUGUCAACAUCGGCCAGAGGAAGGGUAUCCCAUCUCAUGCCGAUGGCGGCUCUUCUUCGACGGCAGAGGCGGCUACAGUGCAGUUGGAGAUGAAGUAUCUGUCACAUCUGACAGGGAACGAUGUCUACUGGAAGAAGGCCGAGCGUGUGAUGAAGGUACUCGACGACCAGAAGAUGGAAGGUGGGUUGUUGCCGAUCUUCGUGCAUCCCAAUCAUGGUCGCUUCACUACAAGAGAGAUUCGGCUCGGAAGUCGGGGUGACUCAUACUAUGAGUACCUCGCAAAACAAUAUCUCCAGACGGGAGAGACGAUCUAUCGUGACAUGUGGGAAGACGUACUGGAUGGUAUUCAAAAGCACCUUGUCACCACAACACGCAAUGCUGCUUUAAAGUACAUCGCUGAACUUCCUGCGGGUGUUGGAGGUGCUCUCUCGCCCAAAAUGGAUCAUCUCGUUUGCUUUCUUCCCGGUACUAUUGCUAUGGGUGGCCGAACGUUAGCCGAAGCUCGUCGCGAUCCAGAGUGGACGCCCUAUCAUGAAGAUGAUGUGCAACUUGCCAUCGAACUCAUGAAAACCUGUUGGGGCAUGUACGUUGUCACAGGCACUGGACUUGCGCCGGAGAUUGCAUGGUUCAACGCCACAGAAUACGACCUGCAACCGAACCCUGGGGAUAGAAAGCAGCGUAGUCCUAGUAGCACACUGUCGAAAUGGCACAAAGACUUUAUCAUCAAGCCUUUGGAUGCGCACAACCUGCAGAGACCCGAAACAGUUGAAAGUCUCUUCAUGAUGUACCGCGUGACUGGCGAUUCAAUGUACCGAGAAUGGGGUUGGAAAAUCUUCCAAGCCUUUCGGGAGCACACUAUGGCCCCUGACGGAGAGGGCUUCACGAGCCUCAAUGAUGUGCGAACAGUACCACCGUCAACAAGAGACAACAUGGAGAGUUUUUGGCUGGCCGAGACUCUCAAGUACCUUCGCCCGUGGGACCCUCCUUCGGAGGCUCGAGGCAUCUUUGGAGGCUUCUUGCUCGCGCAGUCAAUCCGCUCCGCCCAAGAGACGCUGCCGUUUCCGGAUUACUACGUGCAUUCCCUUCAAUCAACCUUCAUACGCCAAGGCUCCAAAGAUUCUAGACUUGUUCAUCAUGUUGAGAGAGUUGCGGAUGGACGGACCUUUGCCACCAGAGUCGUGCGGACCAUUCAAAAUGACAAGCCCAUAUUCAUGGCAUUCAUCAGUUUCCAAAAGUACACAACGAAGAAAGAUCCAUCAAAAAUCUUCGAGUACGAGAUGAAGAUGCCGAACAUGAAGGGAAUGUCUCCAGAAGACAUCGAACCUGGCUACAAAGCGAUCAAAAGUUACAUGGGUAUUCCUCCGAACAUCGUGGAGGCCCUGCCGAACCCGUUUGACUGGCGUUUUCUGCCUUACAAAACUACCGCCGACCCGACGAGAUUCGAGUCGCUCAGUUUUGUACGCGCCCCAAAGGUUUCGGUUGAUUCUCAAGCUGUUCAUCUCUCUGCGCUGGCAUACCUGACAGAUAUCUGGACCCUAUCUGUGCCUCAUAUGGCCUCGAAUGCAGAGUUUGGCAAGAUGAAAGACACACCGGGCAUGCAGAUCACUUUGAACCACUCAAUAGUCUUCCACGACCCGAACGCAAAGGUAGACGAGUGGAUGAGGCUUUGGAAUGCGCAGAAUGGGAUUCUGUUGUUGUCUUGCACUCAGGAAGGUCUGAUGCGAUAUGCCAGACAGCCUGUGAAAAUUUGA